This is a messenger RNA of Lactuca sativa (garden lettuce), 1940 nucleotides long. Its product is annotated as putative (S)-N-methylcoclaurine 3'-hydroxylase isozyme 2. The record is from RefSeq and is a predicted model, not a curated record. Lineage: Eukaryota; Viridiplantae; Streptophyta; Magnoliopsida; Asterales; Asteraceae. Gene Ontology annotation, molecular function: iron ion binding; oxidoreductase activity, acting on paired donors, with incorporation or reduction of molecular oxygen; monooxygenase activity.
UUGCUACCUAUUUGUCAAUAUUACAAUUGCGAAUAAUUCUCAUCUACUCUGUCUACCAUGUCUUAGCUUCUUGCAAAUUGUUAGAUACUCCUGGUAUUUGUGAAAUCAAUCCCAGGCAAAAAAGAAAAAAUGUCCUCUAGCUAUUUCUUGAUCAACGAAUCUUUACUUCCAAUCUGUUACAGUCUUUAGCAUUUCCGAAAAAAAUCUGGGAAGAGUUACAAUGGAGGAGAUGAUCACGUUCUUGAUUCCUUGGUCGCUCCUUCUCUUCUUCAUCUUCUUCUUUCGUAUGAUUAAAUCUUCGAAAAAGCAACCACUUCCACCAGGUCCUUAUCCAUGGCCAAUAGUAGGUAACCUUUUCCAAAUGGGAAAGAUUCCUCAUAUUCGACUUGCGGAGAUGGCCCAAGUACAUGGACCACUCAUGACGCUUCGCCUUGGUCAACAAAUCACCAUUGUUGGAUCAUCAGCUUCUGCAGCUUCAGAGAUUCUCAAGACCCAUGAUCAUCUGCUUGCUGGUCGAGAUGUACCAAGAUUGCUUCAAGGUAAGGAAUCGAUUGUUCACAAUAUGAAUCUUGUCUUUUCAUCAGGAACGGGUGAUGGUUGGAGGAAAAUCCGGAAUCUUUAUGCAUCAAAGAUUUUUUCAAGCAAAGCUUUGGAAUCUCGUGUGGACAUGAGAGAGAAGAAAGUUAUGGAGAUGGUGAAGUACAUAGCUUCAAAAGGUGAUUCUAGUGUAGGUAUAAAGGAUGUCAUGCUUGUAACUGCCACCAACAUCAUAGGCAAUACAUUAUUAUCGAUAGAUCUUGUGGACUUCGAAGGCAAUGGUAUAGGUGCAGGGAUUAAGGACUCUGUAAGAAGACUUUCUACCUUAGGUGCUCAACCACAAUUAGCAGACUUAUAUCCGAUAUUUGGUCGAUGGGAUCUACAAGGCUGGAAAAAACAGGUUGUUCAAAUCAUAGAACAAGAGCUUGGAACUAUUUGGAAGGAUAUCCUCCAAAAGAAAACAAAUGGAAGUAAUACAUCAUCCGAUCAACAAGAUUUCACUGAUAUUUUGAUUGAAAAAGGUAGUACACAUCAACAAAUCAAUGCUAUGAUGCAGGAGCUGUUUACGGCUGGCACUGAAUCUAUGAAUUUUACCACCGAGUGGUUAGUUGCAGAGCUUCUCAGAAACCAAGAGGUAAUGCGAAAGGUUAGGGAUGAAGUCAGGAAAAAGAUAGAUGGGAAUGUAGUGAAAGAGUCAGAUUUGGUUCAUUUUCCCUUUCUGGAAGCAUGCUUAAAGGAAACCCUAAGAUUGCAUCCUCCAGGACCACUUCUUCUACCUCAUAGAGCUAUGCAAACAUGUGAGGUGAUGGGAUACACGAUUCCAAAAGAUAGUCAAGUGAUGGUUAACAUCUGGGCAAUUAGCCGUGAUCCCAAGAUCUGGGAUGACCCUUUGAGCUUCAAACCUGAAAGAUUUGUGGGAUCGGAGAUGAGUUACAUAGGUAAAGACUUUGAAUACUUGCCAUUUGGUUCUGGGAGAAGAAUGUGUCCCGGAGAAGCAUUGUCGUCCAAGACAAUACUCCUAUCUGUGGCUUCUUUGAUUCUAAACUUUGACUGGUUCCUCGUGAAUAACACAAUGAAUCCCGAAGACCUUAACAUGGAUGAUGCUUUGGAUUUCCCAUUGUACAAGAAAGAACCAUUACAUGUAACUUUCAAGCUCCGUUGAUCAUCAGUUGAAGACUUGUUGAACCACAUCAUGGAAUGGGUUUGAUAACCAAUUAAGUGUGUAUGAUAAUAUUCACCGUGUAACUGGAAGGCCUUUGUGUAUGUGGUGAUCAAAUAAUUAAGAUGUGCUGCGAUUACAUUUUAAAAUGGUGCCCUUGAAAGUAAUGUUAUUUUAGAAAACAUGUUAUGUGUUGUUUGAAUUUUAUAUUUUAUUUUCAAUCAAUCGGUCUAUUCAAAAUUUA